GCUCCCUCCCAAAGACCAGGUAGAGGAGGAGGAAGAUGACUGUGGAAUGGAGGAGGAGACUGAAGACUCUGUGUUUGUGGAUGCCGAGGAGCUCUGCAGCGGAGGGCUCAAGGCUGGCGGCCUCCCUUCAUGCAGUCAAGGGUUCAAACAAUAACAGCAGAGAGACUGGGACCAGAGGCCUGCGUAUGAGGGGAAACCAGGAUGUCCAGCCAGCUUGGAAGAAGCCUCCUCCCCAUAUGUUCCAGUCCAGUUUGUGUGCAGACAGCUAAGAGGAAGUUCCACACAACCAGAAGACCCGGAUGUGUUUAGGCAGGGGCCCAGAAGAAAGGAGUAUCCAUAUAACAGUUUGGAGGGACUGUAGCCUGUGGGUUCAUGGGGGUGCUACCCUGAGUCUGAGGGGAGCAACAGGGAGCGGGGAUAUCCAGUCUCUUUUUAGUUGCAGGGAGAGUUUCAUGAGUGAGUUACUUCUUAAUUAGGUUAUUGGCUUUUUCUACUUUUCCUGAGGACUAGGGGCUGAGGGGUGUGGAGUUUCCCUGACAGACCUGGAAACCUCUAGGGUUAUUUGGUUAGUAAAAGCUGGCCCAUUAUCUGACUGGAUUAAGGAAGACCUAAUUGGGGAUAUUUGACAGGCAGCUCUGUAGGAUUGCUUCAAUCUUUUCAGAGGUGGUGGGGAAUUCUUCAGUGCAUCCUGUAAAGGUGUCCAGCUAGACUAGGAGAUUCUUGAGUUUUUAAAUUUGUGGCAUAUAUGUAAAGUCAAUUUGCCAGCUUGAUGGGUUGUGUUGGGGGGUGGGGUGGGACAGAGGACACCUCGGCGGAAGAUGGAGUGGCAGACUGGGCAGUGUGUGGUGAUCUGUUUUAGUGUAGCCUUCUGGGAGGGGGCUGAAAUGAAGGGCUAGCGUAAGGGGUUUGUAGUCUAUGUGAAAACUAUUAUGGAGGGAGGAGAGAAUCCGGUAGGUUUAAGAGGCAGAAAGGAGGUAUUUUUCUUGGUCAAGUAACCGCCCUUCUGCAGUGGGGAGUGUCUGACCCUACAAACUUUUUUCUGUGGGAUAGUUGGGGUGAUGCCUGUCAGGGAAGGUAUUGGUCCUGGGGGUGAGAUGCUGGUGGAGUCGGCAGCCUUCUUGGCUGUCUGGUCUGCAAAAGAGUUUCCUUGUGCUGUGAGGUCUGUGGGUUUUAGAUGUUCCUUACAGUGAGUCCUGGGAGGGCAGGAGGGCGGUCUCUGGGAGUGCCUUUAUUAAAUGUGAAUUGAUAGUGAGGAUCCUCUGGUGAUAAGAAAUCAUCUUUUAGCUCAUAUUGCUGCAUGGUUGUGAAGGAUUUGAAAAGCAUAUUUUGAGUCUGUGUGGAUAGUAAUUUUGCUUUCUUUUCCUCAGGUUGAGGGAUAAGGUCAGAGCAGUGAGUUCAGCCUGUUGUGAGGUGGUGGUGGUGGUGGGGUGGUGGGGCCUGGCGCUUUAUUACUAUGCCAGUUGUAACUAUAGCAUUGUGUUCUUGCCACACAAGGGGCUGAGGCUUUGCAAGAACUGCUGUCCAUGAACCAGGUGUGUUUUGGGAUCCUAUAGGAAGGUCUGAGGUGUGAGGGAGGAGCCUGGUAUGUAAGAGGGGCAGGCAGUUGUGUUUCCAAGCGGGAUGCCCAUUGUCUUUUGUCUCUAUGGGUGAGUGGUAGGGGAGGAGUGAGAAGGGGAGAGCAGGAGGGCAACAAGGCAUGGGUUGGUACUGGGGAUAGUUAGAGUGGGAUGGGGUGGGUUGUGAGCACCAGGAAGACAUGUGAGAAUAUGUGGUUCUGCGGCUGGCAGAGCCGUGGAGGAGUCUUGGGAGAUACGGUGCUAUCAAUCCCUGCUACAGAACUGUCAGCCAAAAGGAGCUAUCCUGGAAGGGUGGAAUAGGUCGCCCCUAUGUCCUAGGAAUGAAAUAGCUUUACCUUCCACCUCAAGAUUUACCUGAAGUUCCGUGGCUGUGAUGGCCCAGGGGAACAUGGACCUGGACAGUGCCCUCUGCGCUGAGGCUGGGGAAUCCGAUGGGGGAGGAGACAGUGCCAGUUGAGUGGCAGCCAGCGGGACCCCAACUGGAGGAGGGAGGUGGCAGGUAGAAGAGGAUGGCGGAGGGGCAAGGGCAGAGGGAUCAGCAGUGAAGGUCAGUUCAUAGUCAGGAGAGGGCAGAGACGGGGUAGUUGGGGAUGUGGAAAUGAGAGGGAGCGAGGCAGGGUCGCAGGACGUGCAGAGGGAGGAGACUCUGCAGAGAGCAGAAGAUGCCUGGACAUUUGGACCUCAGACCAUUUCUCCAGCCUACGACUAUAAUUGUCAAGGUCUCAGAGAACUGAAAAAUCAAACAUGCCGUGGAGUGGCCAUUGGGAGCCAUUAUCUGUCCAUGCCAUGCCAUGUUAUGGAAGCAGGUGGAUGUUUUGGUGGCUUCAGGUUGGUGUUAAGUUAUAAUUCACGAUGAAAGCACUCAAAAGCAAUGUAAAGUGGUUGGACGUUUCCCCAUAAAGGGUCCUUGGUGGCGAGUGAAGGUACAGGUAAAGCCUGCAGGAUCAAGGAACUAUCAAGUUCAAGGAUUUCCAUCAUACUUCCUACAGUCCAAUAUGUCACCACCUCAUCAAAAAACUAUCUGUUCUCUCUUUCUUAAAGAGUGUGGGGUCCCCAGUGAGGUAGUAAGUCAGUUUUUAGCAUGGGUGAAAGAAGUAUCAAGCUAUGAAGACCUAAGCUUUGAAAAUCUUAAGGAAACAUUAAGAACGUUUUACAAGGAAAUCAGAAAAAAAGAUAAAAAGCAAUUUGGACAAAGUGAACAGCAAGAGUUACCAGAAAGUGAGAUAAGCCUUCCUGUGGAAAACAAAAUUCCAUUUGUAAAUGUCAUGACAGCUUUGCACUUUCCAAAAAUCAUGGAGUUCCUUCCAGUUCUUUUGCCUCGAUACUUUAACCAGCUUAUCAACACAGGUUCUAAGGAGGUAUUGGAAGCAAUCGAAAAAAUUUUAGGGACACAGCCAUGGAAGCUGGGAUUUAGUAACAUAACUUACAGAGAGUUGAAGCUUUUGCGAUGUGAGGCCAGUUGGGCCGCGUUCUGUCAGUGCCCGUCUCUUCUCUGCUUGAUGGCUGAUGUAGAGAAAAAUGCACUGGAUCUGUAUUCUAAACUGAAGCACAUGUGUAGGGAAGAUGGGCACACGUAUGUUGAACAAGUGUCCCUAACUUUACAAUGCCAUUCUUACGAUGUUUGGGAAUGUCUGAAGUUUCUGAAGGAUAUCGGUGUGGUAAUAUUUCAGAAGGGCUGUAUCUUUCUUUAUGAACUUUACCAGGCAGAAAAAAGCAUUGCCUCUUUAAUAAAUGACCUCAUGAAGAGACCUGCCUGGCAUUUGCAUGUCGAUGUCAGGGAGGUGCUGGCCUCUAUUCACACCACAAAACCCAAGGACUCAAGUGAGGACGCACUGAAGGAAAGUAAACUUGAUGAAACAAUAUUAGAAAAUUCUGUAGACAUUUUAGAACUACAGGACAGUGAUGGUCCUACUUGGGAUGAUAAAAAUGGCACUAAUGCGGAAAUGAAUGAAAUCCAGCUGGAUCAUGAUCAAGUGGCUGCUUUGGAAAUGAUCUGCUCCAAUGCUGUGACAGUCAUUAGUGGGAAGGGUGGCUGUGGGAAGACCACAAUUGUUAGCCAACUUUUUAACUACGUUGGCCAGUUAGAAGAAAGGGAAGUGCGAAAAGCUUGUGAGGAUUUUGAACAGGAUCAGGAUGUCCCGGAAGAGUGGACCACAUUUAUUGAACAAAGUCAAAUGGGAGUGGACAAGCCUGUGGAAGUUUUGCUUACAGCACCAACAGGGAAAGCAGCUGGUUUACUGAGAGAGAAAACGGGCCUGCCUGCUUAUACACUGUGUCAGGUCAAUUAUACCUUCUAUUUUUGGAAACAAAAUCUGGAAAAGAAGAAUUUGCCAUGGAGAUUUUCUUCUGUUAGAGUUCUGGUUGUAGAUGAAGGAAGUUUGGUAUCUGUAGCAAUCUUCAAAUCAGUUUUAAAGUUAUUGUGUGAGCAUUCCAAACUUUCUAAGCUUAUUAUCCUUGGAGAUAUUAGACAACUACCCAGUAUUGAACCUGGAAACUUAUUGAAAGAUCUUUUUGAUACUCUUAAGUCAAGAAAAUGUGCUAUUGAGCUAAAGACAAACCACAGAGCAGAAUCUCAGCUAAUUGUGGACAAUGCUACACGAAUCUCAGAACGCCAGCUUCCAAGAUUUGAUUUAGAACUAAAUAUCUGUGAGAAUUCUACAUUCCCUAUGUCAAUUCAAGAUAAGAGAUUCAUUUUUGUCAGACUUCCAGAAGAGGAUACCAGUACUCAGUCAUCUAAAAGUGAUCAUAGGUCACAUCUGUAUUCUGCAGUUAAAGCUUUAUUGCAAGAAAAAGACUUUAAAAAUGCAAAAACAUCACAAUUCAUUGCAUUUAGAAGGCAAGAUUGUGACCUCAUCAAUGACUGCUGUUGUAAGCACUACACAGGUCAUCUCACCAGAGACCAUCAGAAGAGAUUAAUAUUUGGAAUUGAUGAUAAAAUUUGUUGUACCAAGAAUGCAUACCUCUCAGACUUACUUUCUGAAAGUCCCUCUGAAACUCAGCCACGUAGUGAUCUACAGGCCACUGCUGAAGGCCUUUGUGGUACUGCUCACGAUUUUACUAAAAAUAAGCAUGAACUUGAAAGUGGCAUUCGACUGUGUAAUGGAGAGAUAUUUUUCAUAACAAAUGAUGUAACUGAUGUAUCUUUUGGAAGGAGAAGAUUUCUGACUAUUAGUAAUAUGGCUGGCAUGGAAGUAACUGUGGAUUACAGGAAACUAAUGAAAUACUGUCACAUAAAACAUGCUUGGGCAAGAACUAUUCACACUUUUCAGGGGUCUGAGGAGCACACAGUUGCAUAUGUGGUGGGGAAGGCAGGCCGCCAGCACUGGCAGCACGUCUACACCGCAGUGACCAGGGGCCGCUGCAAAGUGUACAUCAUUGCACAAGAGUCUCAGCUCCAGAGUGCAAUCAGGAAACCAAAUAUUCUCCGGCAAACUCGUCUGAAGCAUUUCUUACAAAAUGAGCUGUCUGUCAGAAGUGCCUCUCCAGAAGACCAGCCGUCCCAGCCUGCGAGCUCUGGAGACAGUGGGGGACCCAACUUGCCAGAAGCACCCCUUGCUAAAAACACAACUGUCACCAUCACAGAUGAUGUUGCCAAGAACCAGUCCUCUUCCACUAAUGACAGGAUGGCCAGUGACAUGGAUACAGAUGAGGAUUUGUCAUCUCAAGGGCCCAAAAGGACCUCUGGUGUGAAAAUCUGUGACAGUCCAAGCAAAGUUUCCAAGGUAGAAGAAUCAUCUCCACAAGUAUCUUCUAAAUUUCAGAAUUUGCAGCUAAAUAACUUAAUCCCCAGGCAACUUUUCAAGCCCACAAUCAAUGAAGAAAAUUUCACUUCUUCUUGCUCAAAGUAAUUGUGUAUUAUUUGCCUUUCAAAACAAAAGAGCACUGCAACCUCAAGAGUUUCAAGAUGAAAGAGGAUCCCUAUAAAUUGGAAGUUUACUUCAAGACAGUGGUGUUUUAAAUUGAUUUGAUCAAAGAGAAUCUUAACGAUUUUAACACUUAUCAUUGUGAGAACCAGUAGUAUUGUACACACAUGAGGGGAAAAAAGAAAACGUGUGUUCAAAAAACCCUUCUACUUUCCUUUUUUUAAAAAUUUUUUUGUCUUUUUUCCUUUUUAUCGGUCCCGGGGAUCAAACUUGCGACUGCUGGUCUGCAAGGCAGGCGCUUAUGCCGCUGAGCUAAAUCCCCAGCCCCCAACCCUUCUACUUUCAAAUUAUUAUUAUUUUUUUAGGAUGAUGAUCUUCCACAAUCAUUGUUGGUUUCUUAGCCAGUGGGCGGAAGCAGUGCAGCAGUGAACUGUCAUUGUGUCUGUUGAUGUGGGCGCACAUUGAGGAAUGUCCUGGUCAUUGUGGGUGACCACGAUGACCAGGAUGCUGCUCACUGUGCCCCUGCUGCCGAGACCCAGCACACCUGGGACUUUUCCUGGAAACCCCUCCCGAGUUAGGGCAUGUUAUUUUGAAUGUAUCCCACUUGGGGAAGAUUUCUCUUAAAGUGAUUUGAUUUUAAAUCUUUACUCUUAAAUGGUGCUGUGGUUUGUGUCUCUCAAAGUUCAUAUGCCAGCAGCUUAAUUUCCGAGCUCCAGUGUUGGAAGCUGAGGCCUGAUGUGAGGUGUUGAGGUCCUGAGUGGGUUAGCAACUGGGCAAUGGAUUCCUGCUAAAAAGCAAGUUCUGCCCCGUCUUGUGCUCUCCAGGUCUCAUCUCCGCUGCCUUCUGCCGUGAAGCAGGAUGCCUUUGCCAGAUCCUAGCUCCUCGGUUAAGGCAUACCUUGCUUUAUUGCCCUUUGGUUUACUGUGAUUCUCAGGUGUAGUGUUAGUUGCAAAUUGAACUUUUGUGGCAACCUUGCAUUAGUAAGUAGAUUGCCAUCAUUUUUCUAACUGCUCAAAAAAUAGCAGUUUUUAGUUAUGUUUUUAAUUAAGAUUAUGUAUAUAUAUAUGUGUGUGUAUAUAUAUAUAUAUAUAUGUAUGUGUAUAUCAAAAGGUAUAAUGCUACUGCACAUUUAAUAGGCUGCUAUAGUAUAAACAUAACUUUUAUUUGUACUGGGAAACCAAAAAAAUUCAUUGACUCACUUUACUGUCAUAUUCUCUUAACUGCAGUUGUCUAGAAUCAAACCCACAAUACCUCUGAGGCAUUCCUACAUUGGACUUCCCAUUCUAAAUUACCCAGUCUGUCAUACACUUUUAUAGUAGUCCUGCAGUGCAGAUAUAACUUUUAGUGUCACAGAUGGGGAAGCUGCCUCAUUGUAGGUAAAUGUCAGGCUGCCAGUGAGGAGCAGGGCUGGAAUGGAAAUCCAGAUUUGAAAGCCCAUGUUCUUCCCUCUUAUCCAUGGUGCUUUUCAGUUUUAUGGCAAAACCUCUCCACUUACCCCUGGUGGAACAUGGUGUAAACAUUGUAUAGAACUCAGGAUAGAGUAGUGAAAUAUAUUCAGUGCAUCAAAACUGCAUGCUUUCCUUUUUUUUUGACUUUUUAAAAUCACUGUUUAUUCCAUUUGGUAGAGGGUUUUUUCCAUACAAAUAUUUGCAACAAUUUUGAGUCCCCAAAACCAUACAUAGACGAUAAAUAUCAUGCUAUUAAAGUAUUAAAUUUGUACAAAAAUACUUUACAGUUUAAUACUUGUUUGUUACAAAUAAAAAUACAUAUUUAAGUGA
Cavia porcellus (domestic guinea pig) is the source of this 7218-nucleotide messenger RNA. RefSeq names its product DNA helicase B (gene Helb). Gene Ontology annotation, biological process: negative regulation of double-strand break repair via homologous recombination. Bases 2573 to 5425 code for a protein of 950 amino acids. NCBI's taxonomy places the organism in Eukaryota, Metazoa, Chordata, Mammalia, Rodentia, Caviidae. The transcript has 14 exons. The record is from RefSeq and is a predicted model, not a curated record. Gene Ontology annotation, molecular function: single-stranded DNA helicase activity; 5'-3' DNA helicase activity.